Molecule: messenger RNA, 699 nt
Organism: Glycine soja
Lineage: Eukaryota; Viridiplantae; Streptophyta; Magnoliopsida; Fabales; Fabaceae
Exons: 1
Coding region: 1-699 (232 amino acids)
Source: RefSeq, a predicted model, not a curated record
AUGGAGGGAGAAACAUCAUACACAGCAGGUUCACCACCAAUUUUUUAUGGUGAGGAGUACGAAUUAUGGGCUGCAAGGAUGACUGCUCAUCUUGAAGCUUUGGAUCUUUGGGAGGCAGUAGAAGAAAACUAUGAUGUUCCUGAACUACCUUUAGAUCCAACGGUGGCUCAGAUGAAGAAUCACAGAGAAAGGAAGACCAAAAAGGCUAAGGCUAAAAAUUGCCUUUUCUCUGCUGUGUCAAAAAUUAUUUUUACAAGAAUUAUGAACUUCAAGUCUGCCAAACAGAUUUGGGAUUAUCUCAGAUCAGAAUAUCAAGGCUGUGAAAGAACCAAAGGCAUGCAAGUACUCAACUUGGGCAGAGAAUUCGAGAUGCAGAGCAUGAAAAAGACUGAAACAAUUAAAGGCUACGCUGACCGGCUGUUAGGCAUAGCAAAUAGAGUGAGGCUUCUUGGGAAGGACUUUCCUGAUGAAAGAAUAGUGCAAAAAAUCCUGGUCACUAUACCCGAGAAGUAUGAAUCGAAGAUAUCAGCAUUGGAGGAGUCUAAAGACCUGUCAACCAUCACCUUGGGAGAACUCAUAAAUGCUCUACAAGCCCAGGAGCAUAGAAGAAUGAUGAGACAAGAGGAGGUGGUACAAGGUGCGUUUCAUACGAAAGCACAAAAUUCAAGAGGUGGCAAAGACAAGAAGAACAACAAAUAG